UGCUACAGCUUCUCCGCUCGUCUGAAUGCAUUCUCAUGUAAGACACGAGCACUGAAUUGUUUGCGGUGCCUUAAUUUCUUUGUAUAUUCUUGCAUAUGAAAGACAGUUUUGGUUUCUAGAAUUUACAGAACGACGAAGGAUCAGAAGUGCCAUAAUGUCAUCACUCAGUAUCCUCGCCUCAUUGCCAGAAGAUCAUUUCGAGUGUGCGAUCUGUUUGAAUGUCUUCAGCGACCCAGUCACCACACCAUGUGGUCACAACUUCUGUAAGACCUGCCUGAGCGAGCACUGGGACAACAGCGAGCUAUGCCACUGUCCAACUUGUAAUAAAAGAUUCUACGUGAGGCCUGAGAUCUCCACAAACUCAGUCAUUGAGGAGAUUUCAACCCAAAUAAAGAAGAGAAAAGUGGACACACUUGAAAGCAUUCAUGCACCGUGGCAAGUUAAGUGUGAUGUGUGCACAGAAUUUAAGUUCAACGCCCAGAAGUCAUGCCUGGUGUGUCUGACGUCCUACUGCGAUGCUCACCUGGAGCCUCACCAGAGGGUUCCCUCCCUGAUGAGACACAAGCUGAUCGACCCGGUGCAGAACCUGGAGGAGAGAAUGUGUGAGAAACAUGAGAGGAUCCUGGAGCUUUUCUGCCGAGGUGAGCAGGUGUGCAUCUGUCUGCUGUGCAGCGAGACGGACCACAAAGACCACGAGACAGUGCCUGUGGAAGAAGAAGGGGCUCAGCAGAAAGAAAAUAUUGAGUCCAAAAAAGAAAAGAUCAAAAUGAUGAUUGAGGACAGAAUGGAAAAGAUUCAGGAAUUUACACAUGCCUCCCAAAUGAGCAGAGAGAAAGUUCAGGAAGAGAUGAAUGGCAGUGAUACGCUCUUCAAUACGCUGAUGAGCCAAGUACAAGCGAUGCAAACUAAGCUGAAAUCAAACAUAGAGGAAAAGCUCAGAAAAUCACAGGAGAAAGACGAAGCAAUGAUUCAAAAGCUGCACGACGAAAUCUCAGAGCUGCAGAGAAAGCACUCAGAGCUGGAGGAGCUUUCACAAAACGACGACCCCUUUCAACUUCUGCAGACUCUGCAGGCCCUGAGCGCCAUAACAGACACCAAGGACUGGUCAAAGAUCAGGGUUUACUCAGACCUGUGUGUGCAGACUGUGAGGAGAGCCAUGUCUCAUCUUGUGCACACGUUUCAAGCAGAACUGAAAACUCUGACAAACACAGAACUGACCAGAAUGAGACAGUACAAAGAGUCAGUCACCUUUAACGAGGCCACUGCUGGCGACGGCCUUGUGGUGACUGAACUUGGGAAACGUUUGAAAUACUCCAAAACUGCAAGCCCCUCUCUGUCUGAUGACUCAGAGAGGUUUGACUGUCCCAUGGUUUUAGGGACGAACGGCUUCACCUCUGGACGCCACUACUGGGAAGUCCAAGUUGGCCUUAGAAAUGACUGGGAUGUUGGUGUUGCCAAGGAAACAGUAACCAGAACAGGGAGGGUCACUCUGAAAAGAGAAGAUGGAGUCUUUGCCAUAGGAAAGAGGGGUUACGAUUAUAAGGUUAACUGCACACUCUACACUGUCCUCCACUUGUGUCCCAGGCCAAGAAAUAUAGGAGUUUAUGUGGACUACGAGGAAGGCAGAGUCUCUUUCUACAAUGUGAAUGAGAAGUUGCACAUUUACUCUUUCACAAGAGAGGUUUUCACAGAGAAACUGUUCCCGUACUUUUAUCUGUACAGCUGGGCAAAGAAAUCUGAGCCCCUGAUUAUAACUUAUGUACAAGAUGAAGCAUCUCUCUUUUCUCUCUUUCGCUCCCUCGAAAAAGCUAAACAAUAACUGAACAGUGUAAAAUUGCUGUGAGGUCAAAACUCACAAUUUCUCUGUGGAGGCCCACUAAGAUGAAACCUUUCGAUCAAUCAAAAUCUGAACAUCAUUAAAGGUUAAGGUAUGAUGUUGUCCACAUGUUCUGAAAGGGCCAAUUUAAAAAACGAAUAACUGAUUGUUUUAAAAUCAGUUCCUCUUCCUGUCUGUGUUACAUGGCACAAAUUCAGUUUACAUUGCAUGUAAUGGUGUUAAAUUCAAAACUGGGAACACUGGGUAUGGAAAGCAGAGAAUUACUUGUCUUUAACUGUUUUCUUUUUUGUAAUUUCAAACUGGAAAAGUAAUGUAGUUAGUUAUUGAUAAGUCUUGGAAGCAAUGUUGAGUGAUUGCUAAGUUAGUAACCUACUUUCCCAGGUUUUAGUGAACAAUCAAUUCAAAUUGAUCAUUUGCAUCCAGUAACUUUGGACCUGAAUUAAAAUCGAGUUCUCAGGUGAAGGUUUAAUCAACUACUGUAUAUCAAGUAAUUUUGCAAUGCUGUCAUGACAAAUUUGGAUGUUUCAGUGAAUGUUUCUUGAUGUU
This is a messenger RNA of Toxotes jaculatrix (banded archerfish), 2383 nucleotides long. Its product is annotated as E3 ubiquitin-protein ligase TRIM39-like. Gene Ontology annotation, molecular function: zinc ion binding; protein binding. The record is from RefSeq and is a predicted model, not a curated record. Lineage: Eukaryota; Metazoa; Chordata; Actinopteri; Toxotidae. Bases 155 to 1819 code for a protein of 554 amino acids. The transcript has 7 exons.